CUGUUAAACAGGCCAUUGAGUGGCAGGUUAGAACUUACUGGCUCCUGGGAGCCCUGGGUAUCAGCAUUCAAGAUCCAUGGUCCCUGACACCUAGGUGGCUAAGUCCCAUUUUUAGGCACCACUGCGAUCCACAAAACACCUGCUUGGCUUCCGCCUAACUUUGUAGGUGUCUAAAGUCACUCAGGACCUACGUUUUUGCAGUGAAAGUUCCCUAUGCAUCUAUGUUUCUGCCUCUGCCUCUCUCUAGGCCAGUGGUCUCCAAACUUUUUGGCUUGCGCACUCCCAAGGUGAAGACCGGAAGGCCUGCCACAGAUGCGCCACCGACGGAAGAAGAACAGAAGACUUACUGCAGGCAGGCUGCCAGAGGGGAACACCAGCCGUGGACUUGCAGAGCUGCUGCCGAAGAAAAAAAACAGUGGAGUGCUGUCCGGCGGUGCUCCUGCUGCCACACACCCCCUGGGAUCAUCUUGCACCCCAGUUUGGAGACCACUGUUCUAGGCACCCAGACACCUAUCUCCCAGGCCCAGAUCAAUACACAAACUGGGGAAAGAUAGAACCUUGGAUGCACCUGUGUGUGUGGAGGCAAGAGCAGAGUCAGUAGGCAUGCUCAGAGCCUGCUUAACUCUGCACAAAACAGCCAGAUGUGGUAGGACCUCCCUUAUAACACAGUAGUUGGGGUAUACCCAGGCUGUGGGAGACCCCUCUUGUUCAAGUCCCACUUUGCCUGCUGAGAAGGGAUUUGUCAGGUGCAUGCCCUACCAAAUCAGCUAUGGGAUAUUCUGAUGUAGGUCUUAAUUCUAAUUCAAUUAAAUCAUUGAAUAAUUAAAUACUAAUUGGGCCAGAAAAAAAAUCAGAAUGACUCUGUAGCCCAGUGGUUAGGGCACUUAUCUGAAAAGUGGCAGAAUGCUGUUCAAGGCCUCCUCUGCCUGAUGAGGAUUUGAACUGGGAGUCUCCCACAUCCUGGGAAAAUACCUAACCACUGGGCUAAAGGCCAGAAGUGAGUGGUGCCCUCCUGGCUGUUUUGUAUGGAGUUAGGCAGCCCCUGAGCACGCAUGGCUACUGGAUUGGGCCCUCCCCCCCCAGCAACUUAGAUGGCUAUCUCUGCUUGGGAUUUGUAUAUCUCAAGCAGAGAUAGGUGCCUCUCUACAAGCUGGACUUAGGUGCCUAUCUCUGUCAGAGAGGCGGCGCCUAGGACAUACCCCUCUGCUGGGCAUCUCUCAUUAGGCAGCUCCCCCUCCCCCCCGCAGUGUGCUGGCUUUUGUGGAUCUCAUUCUAAGUUGUUCUCUCCCCAUUCAUUGUAUGGGUGCCUAGGUUCCUAACUCAGGCUCUGUGGAUGGCAGUAUUGUUCCUGUGAUUUGCUAGGUGCUUAAAAGUUAGGUGCAGUGACACUCAGCAUCACAAUGCUUAAUUAGAUUACAGUGUAAACAGAUUUCAGAGUAGCAGCCGUGUAUCCACAAAAAGAAAAGAAGUACUUGUGGCACCUUAGAGACUAACAUUUAUUUGAGCAUGAGCUUUCGCUGUAGCUCACAAAAGCUUAUGCUCAAAUAAAUUUGUUAGUCUCUAGUGUAAACAGAGUAAUUAAAACAUUGGCAGCUGGUCUACACAUGGAAAUGCGCAGAUCAGAGUGCCAGUUUCCUCAUCACUAUUCCACAAAAUAAACAGUCAAUAGCCCACUGGUAUUGUGCAUGGUACACUGUAUAACAUGUACUAUACAUUUUGAUAUUUCCAUCUCUUAUGGUCUGACCCCAUUAGGGAUUGUGCAUUUUAGAAGACCAGGCCUCUAAAUUUGAGGAACGCUGCUUGUACUGCUUCAAGAAAAUAUAUUAAUGGGACUCUGUCCUUUUAAAAUGAUCAUAACAUUCAUGCAAUAAGGAUUUAAAUACAAGGUUAAAAAAAAAACCUACAUGCUCCCAGCAGUUAACUUCGCCAAUCAGAAGUUUGCCCAAGCUGACCUCAGUUAAGACGGUGGAAUCUGCAGGAACAGCUUUCUGGCACUGAACAGAGUGUGAAAACAUAUCCUGGAAAGUGGCUCAAAAAAAUGAAAGAGACCAGUUGAAAGUCUGAGCAUGAAACUAGUUAUGUAUGAAGUGAAGGAUUUCACUUGAAUGUAUGAAUGUGUGUGUGCGUUUUUGCAUGUGCUGAGGAAAGAAGGAUUUGCAGAGGAGACAAGGGAGAGCUUUGUGUACAGUGCUCACUCUGACACAGCUCAGCCUGUUCUAUCUCUCUCUUUCACUUCUGACUCUUCAGGAACAUGCAGUGGCUCCUCAUUCCCACUCUCCUCACCAUCAUUUAUAUGCAACAGAGCACAAGGCAAUGGACAACUAGAAGUGAAGCCUGGGGAAAAAUCUGCAGAAGCCAGUGAGGUACAUCAGCGUAAAGAAUUUUGUCACUGGCCAUGCAAAUGCCCCCAUGUGCCAACCUGCACCCCUGGAGUGAGCCUGGUAAAGGAUGGUUGUGGAUGUUGUAAAAUCUGUGCCAAGCAGGCCGGAGAGAUCUGUAAUGAAGCAGAUACCUGUGACCCUCACAAAGGGCUUUACUGUGAUUACUCUGCAGACAGGCCUAGGUAUGAAACAGGAAUAUGUGCAUAUAUGAUAGCAGUAGGAUGUGAGCUCAAUGGAGUCUAUUAUGUCAAUGGCCAGGCCUUCCAGCCUACCCCACUUUAUAAGUGUCUCUGUGUUAGUGGUGCAAUUGGAUGUACACCUGUGUUCACCUCAAAGGCAGCAGCAAAUCAGUGUGUCAUGGUCAAGGGCAGAAAAAAGUCUGGAUAUUCCAACUGUGGCCCUGGACAACAGAAACAGCUACAAUCAACAGGCUACAGAUUAAUGUCAGUUUACAGAAGUCUACCACUUGUUUUGAAGGAGAAGUGCUUAGUACAGGCAACUUCUUGGACACCUUGUUCCAGAACCUGUGGCAUAGGUAUAUCCAACAGAGUGACCAAUGAAAACAGUAAAUGUGAAAUGAGAAAAGAAGAGAGGCUGUGUUUCAUUCAACCUUGUCAGAUCAAUAUAUUGAAGACUAUAAAGAUUCCAAAAGGAAAAACAUGUCAGCCAACAUUCCAGCCUCCCAAAGCAGAGAAGCUAGCCUUUUCUGGAUGCUCAAGCACACAAAGCUACAAACCUACUUUCUGUGGUGUGUGUCUGGACAAGAGAUGUUGCAUACCUAACAAAUCCAAAAUGAUCAUUGUAAAGUUUGACUGCCCCAAAGAAGGCUCCUUUAAGUGGAAGAUGAUGUGGAUCACAUCUUGUGUUUGUCAGAGGAUUUGUAGUGAUCCAGGAGAUAUAUUUUCUGGACUCAAGUUAUUAUAACUUACACCAUGGACAGCAGUGCAUCAUCAGGAUGGCAGCAUGCUCAUAGUUUGAAGAGUUAGCUAAAGAGAAGACCCUUCCACUGAAACCAAACUUGUUGGCAUUCUUCUGUUAAAUACCCUGAGAACAUGGUUUAAGAACAUCUAUGUAUGUAAAACAAUUGAGGUACAAGUCUAGCUAACAUAGGGGCAAUCAUGGAGGGAAAACUUUUGUAAUUUAAAAAAAUUCCACAGGAAUGCAGAGGUGAAUUUGUUCCAUAUAUACACAAAAAACUCCUAGAAAUAGGCGUCUUCCUUCAUCUUCAGCAAACAUGUAGGUUUAAAUUAAACAUCCAAAUAACUUAGUAGAAAAAGGAAUCUUAACUUUUUUUGCUGUAAUAUCUGAUCUAUCAUUCUUGAUCCAAGACGGAUAUUCUUACAGCUACACUGACACACCAUUAGAAAAAAAGAUUGAUCUUUUGUGAGUUAGAAAAAAAAAUUACAUAUUGUAACAUACAACUACAAAUAAAUUUUAAGCUCAGUUUGGUUUGUUCACCAAUUCUUAUAUUUUACAUUUCUCCAAAUGCAGUGAAUAAGAAACAUUAUAUUUGCACAGGUACAAAUGAAAACAUUUGUCAAGGUAUAGGUUAGUUCACUUCAUCCCCAGUGAACCAUUUUUCUAGGUUUUAAUUUUAAAUGUAUACAAUUUGCCAUUUCAUUAUUUUCCCCCACACGACAUGCUAACAAAAACAAAAACAAACACUACGUAUACAGUGAAAAGUAACCUAGUGAUCUUAUAUUGGUCUCGCUUUCAUUUCUGUUCUCUCUUCAUGCUAUUUUGUAUCUUAUUUAACCUAGACUGCAAGAUCCUUUGAGUAGGGACCAUGGGUGAAGUCCUGGUCUCACUGAAGUCUAUGGCAAAACUCCCGGUGACUUCAACCGGGAUAGGAUUUUACCCUAUGUUUUUUGUCUAAGUGCCAAGCACAUUUAUAGUGUUCUAUGGGUAAGUUGUUUCACCGGAGUGACUUUCAAAAUGCUUUCAACCUAAUAAGAAUUGCCUCAACAAAUAUUUGUCUUGUGUAUUUCUGGCCUCAUACACUGAAAAUUAGAACUAAUACUAUUGUGUCUGGUCAUACUGCCACCGGAGCUCUCUUGAAAGAAACUUUUAAUUAAAAAAAAAAGUCACUUUAUGGGUCCAUUAGUGGCUUAAUGCAGUUUUAAGACAAAAGAGUCAGGUUGGCAAAUUCUGAAUAUCUGUAUAUUUUAUUCUGCAAAAACGUAGGCGUUAUUAAGACAACUGUUUAUAAAUAUAAUCUGAUCAUAAUAUAAAAAUCUCUUUAAUUUAAAAUAUGCUUCUAUUUUAAUUAGGUUCUUUUAAGAAUAUAAUCUUCAUUCUCCAAACAAUCCAUAUCAUAUGUACAUAUGAUCAGUUAUUGGAUAAAGAGGCAGCAUACUAUGCUAGCCUCUUAUCCUGAUCAGUACAUAAACCAACAUUAAUGCAACCUACAGUUCAUGAAAGGUGAAUUAUACAAUAUAUUAGUAUUGUAUUUGAUGCAUUCAUUUUGCCAAAUUAUUCUUGAUAUUGCCAGUUUUGAUAUCAACUUGGAAAAUUUUAGUUCAAUUACAUCUAAAUACAAUGACAAAGCAAGUUGUGAAUAGUGACACAUCUUAGACCGUCAUUUUGGAAAUAAAUUUUCUAGGAUAUUAGGAACUUCAGAAACAAGACUCACUAGAUGCCUCCUUUCGUUGGAGAAAAGGGAAUGUAGGAUUUCCCUUCCCUCGUGUAUCUUAUACCAAAGGGGACUCUUUUCUCCAAAGCAGGGAUCAAUUUAAUUUAGCUUAAGUUGGUCCAAGGAGUUCACCAACUCCAUUUUGGCCUGUUAUAAUUCCUCCCCUCUCUCCUCCUGGCAGACGUCAUCACUGUUUACUCUGCUAGUGUGCAAUAUAUGCUGGUCCCUUUUCCACAAGCUGAGCACUUGAUACAACACUCCCGGCCAGCCUGGAGAGUGACAGUACCAGGCUCCCUGUGGAAUAAUUAGUCCUAGAUGCUUCACAAACCAUCCAGUUAGCUUAGGUGGUUUGCUGUUCUCCAAAUAACAGCAAUUCUUCCUCUGUUACAUGGCUAUCUUCAGUCUUGAGUGAUCUGUUCUAGGUGCACCUUUAGUGGCAUCUAGCUGGUUAUACUCCUCUAUUAGGUCUGACAAGGAUGAUAUGGCUUCGGAGAAACAGCUUUGCUCCAUCCCAUCAACGUGCAAGUAAUGGUGAAGGUGAGCCUAUAAGAAUAUACACAGAUUAACUAUGUCCUUUUCUGUGCACAAGGAGUCAGGUUAAUCUAGCUCAACAUACAUUAUUGUUUAGCCUGCCUUGAAAGGGAACAACAAGCACCAUCACAAAUAGAUUGAAAGACUGUCUGGAUUCACUAUAUCCUUUGCUGAAAUGCUACUUAGCAACUUCCUGCUGCAAUAUUCUGGGGCAUGCCCACACUACAGCUGCCACAGCGACACAACUACAGUGCCAUAGCUGUGCUGCUACAGACUUUUCCCUCAUCAAUGGAAGGGGUUUUUCCAUUGAUGUAGUUAAUCCACCUGUCUGAGAAGUAGUAGCUAGGUUGAUGGAAGAAUUCUUUCGUUGACCUAGCUGCAUCUGCACCAGGGGUUAGGUCAACCUAGCGACAGCACUCAGAGCAUGAAUUUUUUCACAGCCCUGAGUGAUCUAGAUAGGUUGAUCUAAUUCUCUUUAAGUGAGUAGGGAGGGGAUCUUGAACAAUACUGCCAGCCAGAUCAGUCACAUACCUCAUCCUCAUCCUGUCUUACUCUAAAUAAAGAUCAUGAAGACUUGUUCCUUUGUGAAAGGAUUUCCCAAUACAUAGUUAAGAAUCUUAGGCUCUGUCUACACUGCACCACAGUGUGGACUAUUAGGGGGUGUGAAUUGCAGAACAUACCAAAGAGUUGCACACACAAAGAGUUGGGAUGUUGCUGGCAUGAACUUAAGAAGUAUCUAGUUCACGUUAAUAUAGUCCUAAAAGUUAGGGAACAAACUUGUUUGGCCAGCAGCAUCCAUAUGGGGCAGUUAGUGCGAAACACUUUGGUACACUAUGCAAUUCAUGCCCCAAUAUUCCGCACAGUGUAGGCAAGCCUUUAGUGUCACUUCUGACCAAGCCCUGUAUAUUGAAAGCCGCAUGCCAGUUGCGGUUCAAAAAAUGUUUUUUCCAGUGUCGCAAGUUAUCGAGGUAGUAAUGGAAUGAAGGCAAUAAGUGCUUUAUUAUUGUAAUUCCUGAUUAGUAGAGUUUACAGCAGAGCUUCUCAACUAUUUGCCACUUUUCAGAAUGCAGCAGCAUUUUUACUCCUUGGUUUGACUGACUGUUGGCUGCUUCUGAAGUGGCAGGUGGUUCGCAAUGCUAUUAUUUUCAAAAGCCUUUAAGGGCUUAAAUCCUGGCUACUUUACAGACCGCAUCUUGAACCUUGGGCAAGGCCCUCAUCCAGCCCAUUUGUGACAGGCAAAAGGACCACAGCACAUAAAGAAGCCCUAAUAAUCCUGGUUCUGUCUGGGAAACACGGCCUCCCGUGACUUCCCUUGAAAGUUUUGGUGUAGUCUGGGGGUGGGUGGAGCAGUGCUGUAUGAUGCAGAAAUUCUGGGCAGCGCUGCAGUCCAUAGGAUAAUCUGGGGAAGCUGCUGUAAUUUAGACAAGCCCUCAGGGCUGCCUACAUUAUGCUGAGGGCCUCUCUGGCCCUUGGAGAAGCCCAGGAUUGGGAGGGCACAAUGAUGACUCCCCCAAGCUAGAAAGUCAGUGCUUAUAUUUAUCUACCACCAACCUUUAGAGGGCCCAUCAAAGCAGGCAGGCAGAUAAUUGUGGCUUUGUUGUGGUGCGCUGCGGUGUCUGGAAUUCACUGACAUUAGGGUUUAGCCUAGACUACACUUAAAAUGCAGCUAACUACAACCUAGCUACCUUGCUCAGGUAUAUGAAAAAUUCAAACCCGGAGCGCCAUUGUUAAGCUGAUUUAACUCCCCAGUGUAAAUGGAACUACAUUCAUAUAGCUGCUUGAGCACUGGGAGGUGGAUCAUUUAUAUUAAAAGAAAACCUCCUUCAGUCCACAUAGGAAGCAUCAACAGCUCUAGCACCUAUAGUGUAGGCAUGCCCUAAAGUUAAUCUUCCCACUUUUUAGGUUCCCUCUGAACUUCCAAAAAUGUUUUAGAACAGUGGUUCUCAACAAGGGGUACACAUAUCCCUGGGGUGUGCAGUGGUCUUCCAGGGGAGUGCAUCAACUCAUCUAGAUAUUUGCUGGUUUUACAACAGGCUACAUAAAAAGCACUAGUGAAGUCAGCAAAAACUAAAAUUUCAUACAGACAAUGACUUGUUUAUAGUGCUCUAUAUACUAUACACUGAAAUGUAAGUACAAUAUUUAUAUUCCAACUGAUUUAUUUUAUAAUUAUAUGGUAAAAAUGAAAAAGCAAGCAUUUUUUCAGUAAGUGUGCUGUGACACACUUGUAUUUUUAUGUCUGAUUUUGUAAGCAAGUAGUUUUUAAGUGAGGUGUAACUUGGGGGUACACAAGACAAGUCAGACUCCUGAAAGGGGCACAUUAGUCUGGAAAGGUUGAGAGCCACUGUUUUAGAAUAUCCUGUUAACCCAAUAUAGGUUUCUUUUCCUUUCAGUCUUUUUUUGGGUUAUCUGCCCAACUUAGUUUUAGUUGUUAACUUAAACAGGAUCUGCAUUUUAGCUAAGGCUGUAUGUUUGCCACAGCCAUGACUUUCAUGACAAACUGAAGUCUUAGUCUGUGUUACAUGACAGCUUCAUUGGAUUUUACAAGUUUGAUAUAAUGAGUUAGAGUAUUGGUGUUAAAAACUUAAAGGUUUUUAAACAAUUUUUGUUGGUCAAUAGCACAGGACUUAUAAUGACAAACAUUAAAAAAAAACCUAUGAGCUAUAACUUAGUAAACAUUUCUAUCUUUUGCUUUGACAAAGCUGCAGCUUUUCCAGUUUCUUUGUCAUGACAAACAGCCAGGCUUAAUUAAAGUGCUUUUAGGUAUAUUUAGAAGUGCUACACUUUUGUAGCAUGCUCUCAGCUAUACCGGUAGGGUGCAAUUCAAACAGAUGUGUUAUCAAGACACUCAUUCUGUUCGUAGAGGAAUACUAAUAAUAAUAAUAAAAAAAAAGUAACGCAUUGUUAUCAGAAAAGUAUUGGUUCCCAAUACUGCUUUGCAUUCGGAGUGCAAAGUCUAUUGUAUCUGUAUUAAAGCAAUAUCUUCUUUGUUACAACUUGCACUGAAAUUUGCUUUUCUCCACUUCUCAAAAAAAAAUUUUUGGAAGAGACUACUGCUACUUUAAAGUA
Molecule: messenger RNA, 8610 nt
Organism: Dermochelys coriacea (leatherback sea turtle)
Lineage: Eukaryota; Metazoa; Chordata; Testudines; Dermochelyidae
Gene: CCN6
Product: cellular communication network factor 6
Biological process (GO): signal transduction; cell adhesion
Cellular component (GO): extracellular region; extracellular matrix
Molecular function (GO): integrin binding; heparin binding
Source: RefSeq, a predicted model, not a curated record